CCCAAACUAUUCAGAACACCAUCUACCUACUCAUUUAAUUCUCAGCAACACAUAAAUGUGUUUUACUUUGAUUACUUUGCCAUUACUUGAAGGAACUACGAAGGUAUCUGAACUGUUUUGGCUUGCACAAUUUGUUCGACGGUCCUUUGUUAUACCCCGUUCUCCAUAGUGCCUACUGAAAACCUUUCACAUUCACACUUUCACGCGAAACCAAGAAAUUGAUCAUAUCUCAAGCUUGAGGGCUUUUUUGAAAGACAUACUUACGUCUUCUUCCGCCGAUAACAUUUUAUCAAAAAAUCAAUCCCGAUAUUUCACCAAAAGGCAGAGAAGCCAUACGCGAAACUCAUGAGCGUGUCAAGUCUUGCAGUCCCUACAACUUUCCACACUAUGGUUGACGACACCAUGGAGAUAGCUUCUGAGCAUGGGCAUAACAUUGUCGAGGAAGACAUUGACAUUGAUAUUGACCUCACCACUGGCCAUGUCGAUGAAGAUGAUAUCCUAGAUGAUGUUGAUGCUGAUGCAGACUUCGACACAAAUAUUACCGACGUACCCGCACAUGUCGAGACAGACGAUCUGAUGCUUGAUGAUGACCGUGAUGAUGCAUCAUACCAUAUGGAAGAUGCAGACUUGUUGGAGGAGGAAGCGGAUGAUCAUAACAUGGAACAGGAACCUGCUGGUUUGUCACUCGCGACCGAUAAUCCUUCCGGUAAUUCUUUCAACGAGGUACAGUCUACAGAGUUGAGCGUCGUGGAUGCCGGCGUUUCCGAUCAAUUUUGGGAUGAUGCUCAAGUGGCACAAGAGUUGGAUGAAGCUGCAAUCGCGCAGGACACAGCAGCAACCGUACAUGGUUCAGAAGACUUAGUCGGCAGUAGUGCCGAUAGUGUCAAGAAUUUAAAUACCAAGGAUACCCGGGAUCUUGCACCUGCUUCGUUUCCUCAUUCGCCUACUGAUGAAAAUACACAAUCUAACAGCCCACAAAAUCACAAUUACGAUGAGUCUAACAGAAAGAGUCUCGAGAACAAUUUAGAUGAGUCGACGUAUAUUGUCAAGGCGAAUGAUCCCAAUGUAUAUGCCGAGGAUGAAGAACAUCUCGACUUGAAUACGGCACCCACUGAAAGUGCCCCAAUCGAUACUAGCACAAAUGCCGAGGAUCAAGGACAAGAACGUUCCGAUCUAAACACAGCUCCUGCUGAAAAGAGCUCGAGCGACCCAAAUGGCCCUACACUCGAUUCCUCGAAAGAUUUAGAAAAUCAACAUCAUGCUCGUGAAAUAGUAGUCAAAUAUAACGACCGAAGUUAUCCAUUGAUCAGGAAGUAUGCCACGGAUCAUCCCAACGAAUUUUUCUUCGAAGACCCUUCCGUAGUGGAGAAACCGUUCAAUGAGUUUUGCUCAGAAAUCCGUAAAGUUCUAAUGGAGGAAAAUUUACCAAAAGAUGACAAGAUCAGUUUAGUUAUUGAAGAGCUUCAAUUAGUGAUUGAAGAGGUCAGUAUUCACAAGAAAAUCCCACCAUCACAUCUGACUAUGGCUAAAUUCCUCGGUAGUCUCAACUCACAAAUUACCCUGAUGACCUGAGCCUGGGCCAAAUCAUUCGCCUAUAUGAAAGACUGGUCAACAAUGAUGGGACCGGAGAAAUUCCCCCUUUAAACCUGAGACUCAUCAUACAGCCUACAGGAUAUGAUAGAUUCUUAGCACUCUCAAAUGGGGCUGCUGAGGGUAAAGGAUUACUUGAUUUUGUAACUUGGGACGCCGAGAGUGAAGACGAUCAAACCGAGUUCGAAGAGCCGACGGAGCAUGAUGAUAGUCAAUCUCCUUCCGACGGGUUUGAUCCUGAGCUUGAGGAAAAGGACAAAGCCAUUGAAGCCAAGAAUGUGUAUGACGGGAACUCUAACCAUGGCUCGCAUGAUGAACGACCGCAUCCCGAGCAUGCCGAUUCUGCCACUUCAGUCAGUGCUGAAACCCCACAAGGGGAGCAGGAUGAUGUGCAAAGAGAGGUUGAUCAUCAGCAGUUAGCACCUGCAGAAGUACGAAAAUCGCCUAGCACUUCCCAGAAACCUGAUAGUGAGAUUGAUGAAGAUGGAGACUUUAUUGAUUACGAGGAUGAAGAGGACAUCGAAAAGCCCUUGAAUGAUGGAGCUUUGGAGCCCGAACUGCCUGUGACCGAUGAAAGCAGACCACAAAACGGUAGAUCCACCGAUUUUAAUUUGCCAUGCAUUCUUCCUGACACUUGUUUUUGUUCCACCUGUAAUGACCUUGUUCUAACUGAAUGUCGAGCGGCAGAAGAAGAGUCUCGUCGGAACUCAGUCUCGCUUAAAGAAGAGAAUACUGUUAAUGGAGUGGAGAGCCAAGUGGGCGACGACGAAACGACCCAUACUGAUGAUACUGCUCAGCCCGAGGAAACCUUUCAAGACGUAGAAAGCGACAUUGAUUACGAGGAAGAGAACGCCGAUGACGGCUUCAAUGCCGAGGGACAAGAGGGCUCGGAACCAAAUGGCCUCGAAAAUGCCGAAAAUGGGAUCAAAAUAAACGCAACCAAUGACGAGGACCGUGAGUACGCCUUGUACGACGACAACAAUGAGAUCGACCAAACUGCAGAUGAUGAAGGCCUUGGUCUAGCGGAUACUACCCAGGAAGUACCUCACGAUGUUAACAAUGAGACCGAGGACAAUGGAGACGGCGAAGGCUUAGAUCUAGCGAACCAUACCCUGGAAGUAAAUAACGUGGAUAUUAGCUACAACACUGAUCUUGAAAAUGGAGAACAUUACAACUUCGACGAGGAUGAGUUUGAUCUAGGUGUUGGCGACGAAGAAGAGACCGACUUUCUUCAAAAUUAUCAACAAGACGAUGAAAUUGGCAAUAAUGAAUUACUGCGCAUAUCUGUGGCCGAGGAUGCCACCACUACCAAUAUUUCGUUCGACGACAGAGCAGCGGAGACAGACAGCGCUACAAUAAGCAAUGCUUCUACCGCUGAAGUCCAGGGGACGAAGCCAGGCCUUGCCAAUGGACAGGAUCAAGAAGACGAAAUUGAUUACGAUGAUGACGAAGAGGAUCCGGCGUCACCAGUGAUUGUCCCUCAAUCUCCGACCCCAAAGUCCGAGGAUUCACCAGUUUCAAACUCGGGAAAGAGGCCUAGAGCUGAAACAGACUUUGAAGAUGGUGACGAGUCGAUCACCAACGGUUAGUAUUUUCAAAGGAUUUUCAAAGUUAUCGGGCACUAAGCUAAUAAUGAAUAGAAGCUAAGCGAAUUCGAUCAUGAUCUUAACACGACAUGAUAGUUCUCAUUCGGCUCAUACAGUUUUCCACUUUGACUUGUCCACUGUUUAUCGUUGUGAUUAUGAUAACUUUUCAACGUCUUCGAAGUCUGUUAAGCCAGCUUUUUCCGUAGUUAACGGAUAAAGUAUUCAACGAUAGAUUACUCAAUGACGAAUUGAUGAUUCGGCACACCUGCCACGCGCGAACAAACAACUUCAGAAAAAAAGGACUUGAAACGACUCUUUCUUUACGGUAGGUUUUCAUAGGUAUGAUGAUAUUAACCCUUUCUAAUCUUUCCCGUUACCCCUAAUCCAUCCCCUUUCGUUCCUGUGAUACGAUCCGAUCCUGCACUCAAAUUCUAGCAACUGGUUUCGUAGCAUAUAAAGCGCACUUUAGUGGUCAUGUGGUGAUCGAAGAAGACCAGAAUUUGGGUAAUAUGCGAGGACUUUUUAUGGAGUUUGGCUUUGCAAGAUAUGUAUAUGCACGAUACCCUUCGAUAUAAGAUGGUUUGGUUUUGGGGGCGUGCAAUCUUCAAGGCCAGCAAAUGGAUGGGAAAAUAAUGUUGUAGUUCGCAGUGGUUGCCUAUUGCCCUUAAAGGGAAUGGAUAUUUGGCUAUCAGUCCGCAGUUACUAAAAGUUUUCGACAUAAAAUCAUAACCAUACU
This is a messenger RNA of Sclerotinia trifoliorum, 3912 nucleotides long. NCBI's taxonomy places the organism in Eukaryota, Fungi, Ascomycota, Leotiomycetes, Helotiales, Sclerotiniaceae. The record is from the annotation of a GenBank genome assembly.